This is a messenger RNA of Zerene cesonia (dogface butterfly), 4330 nucleotides long. It is a transcript of the gene KCNQ, whose product is annotated as potassium voltage-gated channel subfamily KQT member 1. The transcript is spliced from 17 exons. Gene Ontology annotation, molecular function: voltage-gated potassium channel activity. The record is from RefSeq and is a predicted model, not a curated record. Bases 221 to 2524 code for a protein of 767 amino acids. NCBI's taxonomy places the organism in Eukaryota, Metazoa, Arthropoda, Insecta, Lepidoptera, Pieridae. Gene Ontology annotation, biological process: potassium ion transport; transmembrane transport. Gene Ontology annotation, cellular component: membrane.
CGACUGGCGUCCGCAGCUCGAGCUCCGAUCUCGCGGCGCCUGCCACUUGCCGACCUCUCCGGCGGCUAUUAUGCCGGCGCCCCGGGGCCGCUCGCACCGCGCCGCGCGACUGCCGCACCCGCGCUGCGCCGCAGCUAAACCGACGACUACGAGCUCGCCCUCUCUCCCGUAACGUACGCGAUUACGCCUUUCACGUCUACAUCAAGGAAUGUAAAUAUUUAUGGAUGUCAGUUUUCAGUUGUUUAGAUUGGCUGUGAAAUUUAAGGUGAGAAUGAAAUCGACAAGGCGUGUUCGGGUACAUGAAGAUGCUAUUCGUCAUAGUGAGUGUAAGCGUGGCGGCGACCGGCUGGCGACGCCGCGGAUGUCGCUACUCGGCAAGCCCAUCAGUUACCGCGCCACGCGACGCGACGCGUGUUGCCGACGCUUUCAAUCAAAGUUCUACAAUUUCCUCGAACGGCCUAGGGGUUUCAAGGCCGUCCUUUAUCAUAUGAUUGUGUUCUUGAUGGUAUUCAUGUGUUUAUCGCUGUCAGUUUUCUCAACAAUAGAAGAAUACGAAGCAAAGGCUGGCAUCGUUCUGCUCUAUAUGGAGGCCGUUGUUGUUGUGUGGUUCGCGAUAGAGUUUUGUUUAAGGCUAUGGUCUUCGGGAUGUCGCUCUCGGUAUCAGGGAUUGAUGGGUCGCCUCAAAUUUUUGAGGCGACCCUUCUGUAUAAUAGAUGUUACCACAAUAAUAGCGUCAAUGGUGGUACUGGGCAUGGGUUCCUCGGGCCAAGUGUUUGCAGCAUCCGCACUGCGUGGCCUGCGAUUCUUCCAGAUCCUGAGGAUGGUCCGCAUGGACAGACGAGGCGGGACCUGGAAACUACUGGGAUCCGUUGUAUACGCACAUAGACAGGAAUUGAUAACGACCUUGUACAUUGGAUUCCUCGGCCUUAUUUUCGCGUCAUUUUUAGUUUAUUUAGCAGAAAAAGAUGUUGCUGAUACAAAAUUUAAAAAUUUUGCAGAAGCAUUAUGGUGGGGUGUUAUCACGCUGUGCACAGUUGGGUAUGGCGACAUGGUACCACAGACCUGGCAGGGCAAACUCAUUGCUUCAUUCUGUGCUUUAUUAGGGAUAUCGUUCUUCGCUCUUCCAGCUGGAAUACUUGGAUCUGGUUUCGCUCUCAAAGUUCAGCAACAACAAAGACAGAAGCACAUGAUCAGGCGACGUCAACCAGCUGCCACGCUCAUACAGGCCCUGUGGAGGUGCUACGCGGCGGAUGAACACUCAAUGAGUGUUGCCACCUGGAAAAUUCAUCAGAUACCCCUACCUAGUCCACAAAUAAGUCGGGUGAUGAGUGCAUCUUUCAAGAACAACGCUUCGUUUGUGUCGCGAUUGCCUACGAUACGACGACAUAAAAGCACUUCUCUGCAUUCCCCUGCACCGCAUUCAAAACCAGUAGUACAUCGGUACGAUGUCAACGCCAGUGCUGAAAACCUCGGGGCAACGAAUGGCCGCUCAGGGUGCAAUCGACACAAGCCAUCCUUCAGCGAGGAUUCGGUGGCCGAGACAGCGCUGUCCAAGAAGUCCGAUGACGAAGAUGAUGAGCCGCGCUGCGUGACAUUAACCCCCAGACAUAAGGCCGCCAUUCGUUUUAUAAGAAAGCUCAAGUAUUUUGUCGCACGCAAGAGAUUUAGAGAAGCUUUGAAACCCUACGACGUCAAAGACGUUAUUGAACAGUACUCCUCUGGACACGCCGAUCUCCUUAACCGAACCAAGAACCUACAGUACAGGUUAGAUCAAAUUCUCGGCAAGCAAGGUUCAAAAGCGAAAGAUGUCUAUGCGUCUAAAAUCAGCUUAGCUUCCAGGGUAGUUAAAAUAGAAAGACAAGUAGAUGAUAUAGAAAGCAAAUUGGACCAUUUAUUAGAAAUGUACGAGGAAGAUAGGCGUACUGCUAGAAGAAUAUGUGCGGAAGCAAAUAGUAAUGCAAAGGGCGGCGCCUCUGGUGAUAAAUAUGAAAAGCCACGACCGGCUAUCACAGAAAAACAAUGUUCAGAACCUAAUUCACCCCUGUCUAGAACAUUUGAACAACCUAUUCCAACAUCAGCACCUCCCAUAGCCCUUAAACGACCGAUGAAUAGAGGAUACUCAGAUUUAGGAACAAGGUUCAUGCGCAAAAAAGUGAUCGUCAAAACAUCCUCUACCAGAAAUGGGGAAUCUCCAAGAGAUGACGAAGUAGUUAUUGUAGUACCAACGGAUCGGGAAGAUACCCCUCCUAGGCUCAUCACAGAUAGUUCAGAAGUGUGCGCCAGCUGUUCCGUUGAGGUAGAGACGGAAGCUGAGGCGGGCGGCACUCGGUCCGGCAGCUCCGGGUCGCCUUCGUGGUGCGAGGGCGACGCGGGCGACGAACGCGGCUACGGCUCCGGAGACUCGCUCGCCGAAGACACCGCCCUGCUGGGAGAUGCCGUCCAGCCGGCUCACCAGCCGCGUUUACUCCGGCCUCAAAGAAGAGAUGUCGCUGUCGAUCUCCAUCUCCUUCGCCCCGAUGUAUGAAAGACGCUUUACGAUUAACCGGACAAAUGUAAGAGAAAACACUAAGUGCUCCUCAUUCUUAAACUCGCACAAUAAAGCAAUUCACUAAGUAAUUUUAGUUAGGUGCUUCUAGGUAAUACAUAGAUAGUGAAAGUGUUGUCCCCGGUUAAUUUUUAUAAUGAGUCUCAUGAAGUGCGUUUAUUAUGAAAUAAAAAUUGUGCAACGACAAAGUAUUACAAUAAUUUUAAGUAUAGAUAAUCAAUGUUAUUAAGUGAUGCCUGUAUUUAUAAAUGUAUAUAAUAAUUACCACUAUACGAUACGUAUAUCUUAAUAACGAGAAUAGUUAGUUAUUUAUUAAGAUCCUACUAGAACCUAUUUAUCGCAAUACCUACGCUUACUUAAUUACUUUAAGAUAGAUUUGAAGUUUUAAUUAUUUUAAUUAGGUACCUAAUUAAAGUUUUUAAUGUACGUAAGCAAUUAAAUCAGCAAUUGUUUUUAUUACUAUAACAGAUAUAGUUACUGGCAAAACGCACAAAAAAAUAAUUUUACAAAUCAAGCGUACCUGGUGUCCAUUUUGUCCUAUUUUUUAAUUUUGUUACAAGUGAUUAUUCAGUACUUAAUUUUUUCCAUUUAUUCAUUCUUAGAAUUGAGCUGUGAUAUUUAUUCUCAUUUUAACAGAGCUUAAUGUAAGUCAGAGUUUAAAAUUUAAAACUUCUUUAUCGUUGUCCGGGCCCUAUGGACGUAUUAUGUAGAAUAAGUUAUUCUUUCGCAUCUUAUGUAUUGUAGUUAUAUUGAAAGCAACACGCUUGGGCUUAUUUGAACACAGGCUAAAAAUUAAAAAUUUUUACCUAAUUAAAAUGUUUUAGAACAGUAUAUCUACAUACGUAUUAUAUGAAGUGCACCAUCCGAACAUACUCGUAAUUAAAUAGGAAUCUCCAUGCAUUUUAAUUUUAAUAGAAAGUCGUGAGGUUAGAUUACAAAAUAGUAUAUUUCUAAAAACUUUAAAAUAAUGUAGAUCUCUCUGCAUGGUUCCACGACACAAAGCAUUAAGCUAUCUAUUUGAUAUAAAUAAUAUCCACCGACAACACGUUUUCAUUUUCCUUGCAAUAAAAUAACAACAAAAACGUUACAAAUCAUAACCAUGUUACGCUAUAGAUCUGUUAUUUUAAAUUAAUCUUAUUUGACAAAAGCAAGAAAAAUUCUUAUUAAUGUAUGAUAAAUUCUAAUGUAGAUUGUAUAACGUAGCAAUCGUGGGACCAAGUUUAUCUAAUAUCUAUUCAAGAUAACAAAAUUUCGGUUUAUAACUUAAAAUUUAAUAAAUCUUUUUUGAUUUUGUUUCAUAGUCCCUAACGCUUGUAGCAGAGUAGGUACAUAAAUACUAAAAGACUUUUUUUAAUAAUUUGUUGUUUGUUGUAAUGUGUAAAUGUGAUGUUGUUAUUUUAUUGCAGAAAAUAAACAGACACAGAAAAUUCCUAUUCUUGAACCAAUUUUACAAUUUUUGGACACAUUUCUUAAUAUAAGCAGGGUAAAUAUUUGCCUGACAUUUCAAUAAAUGUAAGGGUAUGUUUGUAUAAGUCUUAAUAUAGAGCGCCUUGUUGCGGAACCAGAAUAUGUACACUGGUGUGGAAUAGAACAUUAUGGAAAUUAAGGCUUUUGCCUUAUUCUGCUAUGUAAGUGCUACUUUGGGACCUAGCUCUGCCUACAUUAUUAUUUUAUAAUUGACAACAGAUAAUAUAAAAAUAAUCGUUAUAGUAUUAGCAGUACAUAUUUAUAAAAUAUAUUAGUGUUAUCUGGUUGUAGUUAGUUGCAUCCGUUGUAUACUACCUA